This is a messenger RNA of Aspergillus alliaceus, 1746 nucleotides long. RefSeq names its product FAD binding domain protein. The transcript has 3 exons. NCBI's taxonomy places the organism in Eukaryota, Fungi, Ascomycota, Eurotiomycetes, Eurotiales, Aspergillaceae. The record is from RefSeq and is a predicted model, not a curated record. Bases 1 to 1746 code for a protein of 581 amino acids.
AUGGUUUCCAAAACACUCACAGCCACUCCUUCAACCUCCUUCCCUGACCUCCUCGAUGUAAUCAUCAUCGGUGCCGGCCCAUGCGGACUCGCCGUCGCUGCCAGACUGAAAGAGGAAACACCUUCCGCCAUGUUCACAGACGACGAACAUCAACGCUAUCACUGGAUCAACAAACAUAGCGGCCAAAUGGCCCUCGUACAAGCCCGCCAUGGCAAACAAAAAAAGGUUAAGGCAGAGAAGUGGCACGGAUAUACCUCUCGUCAGUCCUUCUUGUUUACACAAUCGCAGACUAUGGCCGGAUCUCCACCAUCGCUGUCCUCGUCCGUCUCGACUGCUUCAGAGACGGAAACCGGGAUAGUAAAGGACGCCUCUCCCUCCAUCCUUGUCUUAGAUAGCACAGGAAAUAAAUGGAUGGAGCGGUGGAAUCGGGCAUUCAAGACGUUGGAGAUCCAGCAGCUUCGCAGUCCCAUGUUCUUUCAUGUCGAUCCGAGUGAUCGUGAUGGGAUGUUGGCGUAUACGCAGGAGACAGGGAGGGACUGUGAUCUUUGGGAGAUCCCUGGGUGUGUAGGCAAGGAGUUGAGCAAGCAUAAGAAGAAGAAAUUGCGGUCAAAGCCUGUGGCUAUGGGACAAAAUGAAAUCGAUGAACGGGAUCGUAAGGAUUAUUUUUCACCUUCUACGGGGCUUUUUGAGGACUAUUGCUCGAGCAUCGUAGCGCGGUAUGGCCUUAAUACGCCCGGUAUGAUCCAGCAAUGUGAGAUCAAUGAUAUCCAAUAUGGCUAUCACCCGGAGCUGUCGCCUUCCGAGAAGAUAUUUACUGUCACUGCAAGUGAUGGAGCUUUGUUUUAUAGUCGGGCGGUUGUGAUGGCCAUUGGGCCGGGGAGGACGAAGGUCUUUCCAUUUAAGUUAAAUGGUGAAGAGAAGAAUGGUGCUUGUCACAGCACAGAGAUCCGAUCAUUCCCCAGUCCUAAUUUGAGAAGGAAGAUCCAGCAACGUCAGGAGACAAACUUGGUGGUUGUUGGGGGAGGACUCUCCUCAGCACAGAUUGUGGAUAUGGCUAUUCGGAAAGGAGUGAGCAAAGUGUGGUUCCUGCUGAGGUCCGAUUUCAAGGUCAAACACUUCGAUAUCGACCUGACGUGGAUGGGCAAAUUCAAGAAUUUUGAAAAGGCAGCCUUCUGGUCCGCAGACACCGACGAAGAGCGGCUCGAGAUGAUCAAAACAGCCCGGAAUGGAGGCAGCAUUACACCGCGGUAUCAGAAAAUCCUGAAGCAGCACGCAGCCCGCCACCGGGUCUCGAUCCACCCGCGCACAGUCAUCUGUGGCCGUGAGUACAGCCCCAUGUCUCAGACGUGGCAUCUCACCACCGAUCCUCCUAUUCCUGACCUCCCUCGCAUCGACUACAUCUAUUUUGCAACAGGCAUGCAGGCGGAUGUGGGCGAACUUCCACUGCUUCAGCGGAUGAACCGCGAGUAUCCGAUUGAGACCAAGCAGGGUCUUCCAUGCAUUACAGAUGAUCUCAUGUGGAAGGCUAAUAUACCUUUGUUCGUAACCGGACGCCUGGCUGCCCUCCGUCUAGGCCCGGGAGCUCCUAAUCUUGAAGGUGCGAGACUCGGGGCAGAAAGGAUUGCGUGGGGAAUGGAGGAGGUGCUGAGGCGGAGGGAGAGUGAGGAUACACCUGCUAAACGAUCAAAAGAGUGUUUCUGUGGCUUGGGAAAUCGAUAUGCUGGGCUAGCUGAUGUAGAUUGGUAA